This is a messenger RNA of Bursaphelenchus okinawaensis, 3857 nucleotides long. NCBI's taxonomy places the organism in Eukaryota, Metazoa, Nematoda, Chromadorea, Rhabditida, Aphelenchoididae. The record is from the annotation of a GenBank genome assembly.
AUGUUUUUAAAACUUAUUUUGUUUUUGUCUUUACUGUUACUAGUUUGCAGUAAGUUAUACUCGUUUUGGUACUAGAUUGUUAAUAUAAUUCUGUGCUACCUAACCCUAACCCUGAAAACUUGUUUCUAGAAAUUUAGAAACUUAUAGAGUAUUUUCAGGUAAAAGUCAAUAUCAUAGUCAUCAUCACACUACAGCUAGCCAUCACGAAGCUCAACAUCAUCAACAAUCUCACGGUCAUGAACAACAACAUCAGCAGGGUCAAUCUCAUCAUCAGCCUGAUCAAGAACAUCAUCAACAUGAAGGACAGCAUCAACAAGGUCAUGAACAUCACAACCCUGAAACUCAUGGUACUCAACAUCAUACAGAAAACCAGAAAGGAAGUCAUAAGCAUGGCCAUGUGCCUCAAAGUAGCCAUAAUCAUGAGCAUCAACAGGGGCAUAUAGAAGGUCAUGAACAUCAGCAAGGUCAUGCACAAGCUCAUGAGCAUUCACAAAGUUCUGCUCAUCAACAAAGUCAUGGUCAAGCUCACGAACAUUAUCAAGCUCAAAGCCAGGACCAUGAGCAACAUAAGUCGCCCAAUCACAACUCAGCAGACCAUCACAACAGUCACCAUUCAUCGAAAGACCACCACAAACCUCAUCCUCAACAUGCUUCAAUCCACAAAUCCUUCGUCGACAAGAAAGGCUUUGGCUCCAGCAAGAACAAUCAUGACAAUAGACAUCAUGAAGGUCAUGAAGACCUUCACCUCGACAAAGACGGCAACUUCAUCGAUCCUCAUACUCAACAGGUCUUGAAGGAACUGAAUGAGCUACACUUUGUGAAGCCAAUGGAAACAGAGAACGUUCCUUGUGAUCACCUACUUCAACCUCAGAUUGAUAAGCAUCCAUUUGGGAAGAAGUACAGACUAACUUAUAAAGAUCCUGACUUUGAAGAAGAUUUGGCUACAGAUUGUGAAUCCAUUUGGCUACGGAACAACUUCUACACAAAGCCAUUGAGUCGAGAAGAAGAAGACUUUCCUUUGGCUUAUGCUAGGAAUGUUUAUAAGGUAGGGUUCGACAACGUUUUAAAAAGUCUUUAUAAGGUCUGGUUUAGAAGUUAUAAAAUGAAAUAAGCGUGAAAAUCUGUGCUUCAAUAUAGUCCAUGAUAUUGUAAAGCUAGAUACAUUAUAAUCGAGCUUGGUCAAAGUACGAAAACUAGAGUCACUAAUUUGGUCGAAGGGAAAGGAGAGAUACAAGCUCUAGAGUUUCAAGUCAUAACAAGUGUCUAAAACAACAUAGAACUAUAAAACUUGAAGUAUACUUAACCAAUAAUAUUAGAAAGAUUUUUGUAAUCUAAAAGUUUUUGAUUGGGUUACUGUAACAUGAAGAAUUAGCCAACCAACAUGGGUUUUUCCAGCUAAUUCUUGUUUUUUUUUAAUUUUAAAAGUUUUUUUUAUCAUAGCACUAGUUCAGAACAAAGUAGAACUAUAAAACUUGAUACAUAUUCACUAAUAACAAUAAUAUCAUUUUUGUAAUUUAAGUCUUUAAUUGGGUUACUGUAACAUGACGAAUUAUCUAAUUUUCUUUUGUUAAACCCAAUUCUUCCGGGAUUUUUAGACAUUUUGGCCAUUUUUGAAUGUAUAUUAGUUUUUUGAUAUCUAAAACUUAUUUAUAAUUGAAUUAUAUUUUACAUUAACUUUUCAUUUUAGCUUAUCAACUUGUUCAACUUCUAAAACCACUUGAAAAAAAGAUUUACUACAGUAAACAUAAAAAUGCUGGUUUACAGUGUUUUUGUAGUCAGAGGUUAAAAUAUAUAAAACAUAACACAAAAUAUUUUAAAAUGUCAAUUUUAAAGUAAAAUACAAAUUGACCUAGAGUAAAAAAUUAACAUUAAAAUUUUCAGGACUACCGUUUCAUAGAAAUGGAGCUCUCAACCACUUAUGCUCCUCAAAACCUGUAUUGUUUCGGAAUUGAUGGCAAAUCUGAUGCGUUGUUCCAGCUUAGAAUGAGAAACUUGUCUCAAUGCUUUAACAAUGUCUUCUUGACCGAGUACCGAUAUACGAUGGAUAGUAAAGGGCAUAACACAAACUUGUACCACAUUGAAUGCAUGAAGGUCUUGAGAGAGACUCAAAAGCCUUAUAAGUACUUGUUUUUGUUACAGGUAAGGUGUUAAAGUUGUUGUUCAAAUAAUUUUGUGCUUUUUUGCAAAGCUAAUUUUUGGUGUUACGGGGCUCAGAAUUAUUUGAACAACCUAAUAGUUUUGAAAAAAAAUAAAAAAUCAAAAAAUUUUUGAAAAUAGGUAACAAAAAAAAUUACAAUUCAAAGUAAAUAUAAAACUUUGGAACCAUUUUUUAAAAAAAUUUUAUUUUUAGAACCACGAUGUAGCGUUACAUACAAAUGAAGAGAUGGUACACAUCUUGACCACCUUCCAUGGUACAAAUGAUGUCACUACGGUUCCUACUAGGCCAACUCCAAAAAUCAAAUGGGACUUUGAGUCGAUGAGGGUCUUUAAGAAUAGUAAGUUAUGGCUUUUUGCCCGGCUUGUAACAAUGUUCAUCUUAAAUUGCAACAUUUAAAAAAAAUUUUUUUUUCAAAAUUAAAAAAAAAUUUUUUGAAAUUGUGAAAAUUGAACAAAAUUAAAAAACUACGCCUAUUCCACAAUAUCAUUUGACAUUUUUCAAUUUCCAGUCGCCAGAAACCGUCAAGUUCAAAAUAAUUUCGAGCCAAAGCUAGUACCAACACGUGGCUUCGUUCAAUCGACCUUAUCAAAGGCAGCGGUUGACUUUAUACUAGAAGAACUCUUCCUAGACGUUACGAUAGCCUAUUUCUCUUUAUAUCCAAAGAGCAAAGAUGAAUAUCUGUUCAGCACGAUCAACAACAACGACAAUAUUGCACUGCCUGGAGGGUUUACGAGCAAAUGUACUAAAAAUAAUGGUACUACUACUGGAAUUACUAGGUACGAUAUUUUUUGAUUUGAAAGCGAUGUUAACAAUGCCACUUUUAAUUAUAUUAUUGUUUGGUUUGUUGUUUUAGAGCUCAAAAACAAGAAAAAUUGAGAAAAGGCAGUUCUGCAGCCGGCGGACUCGCGGGCGCAGCUUGAAACAGUUGUUUUUAAAAAUUUAAAUGUGCCAAAACAUAAUUAAUGUAAAAAUAGGUUAAAAACGACAAAACUAUUUUUUUGUUUAAUUCUUACAGUAAAUUUUUAAAAAUUUCAAAAAAAUAUCAAAAUUUUAAAAUUUUGAAUUUUGACUCUUUAGAUACAACAUUUGGCAACGAAAUGCCACUUUAUGUGAAAGUAAACUCUUUCGUCACGGUUUAUGUGUAUUUGGCUUAGAGGACCUGGUCCCAAAACUCGCGGAUUCACCAUUCUUCUUCGCUAACAAAAUGAUGCCAGAGAAGGACUUUAGUGCCAUUUCUUGUUGGCAUGAGAUGCUAUUCAACCGCACCUAUCAUCAACGAGGAUUACAUUAUGUUAAGGAGAAUUACUACUGGAAACUGCCGACGAUUAGGUUUAGGUCUGAUAGUGAAAUGAUGGGCGAUAAGUUUGAUAGUGACACUUUUAAUUGUACUGCGUAUGAGCAUGAGAAGAUUGGUACUAACAUUCAACCAGAUGGGCUAAGGGUAAGUGGAAUUGUCGAUUUUUAAAAGGGUUUGCAAGGUGUUUAGUUAAUUAUUUUAAAAAUCUUGUUACUUACUUUAUAGUAGGGUAGGGUAAGAUAGGGCUGUGAAAGAGCAGAGAUGGGUGAGGUAGAGUAGGGUAGUGUAGGGUAGGGUAAAAAAUAAAUUUUUGGGUACGUUAAACAUAACUUUUUUUAAAUUUUAUAAUCUUUACGUGUCAUUUUAACAAUAAUUUUAAAAUUUUAGUUGGUUGAGUCGUAA